AUGAAUUUAGCAAUUGAAUCAACGUUGAUUAUUUAUUAUUUCAUUUCAUUGCAUUUCAGCUCAGUUCAAUUAAGUUCAGUUUCUAAAUGUAAACCAAAAGUAGAAUGGUCAUCGACAUUAUUGGAACAUCCAGCACAGCUAUUCUUCUCAUUGAAAAGUCUGAAAGGAUUGAAAACCAAUGAGGAAUCUAUUAAAAUAUAUUGUUUAGCAUCAUUGGAGAAACAAACCAUUCAAACUACAACUCUCACCAUAAACAAAAAUACAGAUCAUAUCGAAUGGAAUGAAGGUUAUACAUUUGAUGUUAUAUCACCUUCAUCAGAGUUAUUAUUAUCAAUAUGGCAAACAAGUGUAAAUAACAACAGUAACAGUAACAACAACAGUAAUAAUGGUAAUGAAAAUGAUAAUACAGACGAUCCAAUGUCAAUCGAUAGAAACAGUUUACCAAGAUCUAAUUUCAUUUUUAAUUAUCAACAUUCUGGUAAACUUGUUGGUCGUCUCUCCAUCCCAUUCUCAAUGUUUCAAACACAGUUUAUCGAUCAAUGGUUCCCUCUUACCGUUGGACAAACCAACUGUUCACUACAUCUAAAACUAAGUUUUACCAAUUCAAAUAAUGAUUGGAAAAGGUGGAUUUGGACACGUCAAUCUGGUGCGAAAGAUCGACACUGGCCGGCUGUACGCAAUGAAAGUGGUGAAGAAAGAGAAAUGUUUGGAUUUGAAUGCGGUUCAACAUACUUUUACAGAGAGGAAGCUGCUGAAGAAGUACUACCAUCCGUUCAUCGUCGGUCUGAAGUACUCGUUCCAGACACAGGACAGUCUGUGUAUGGUUCUCGAUUAUAUCGGGGGUGGCGAACUCUUCUAUCACAUCAACGAGCGUGA
Molecule: messenger RNA, 876 nt
Organism: Heterostelium album PN500
Lineage: Eukaryota; Evosea; Eumycetozoa; Acytosteliales; Acytosteliaceae
Exons: 5
Coding region: 1-876 (291 amino acids)
Source: RefSeq, a predicted model, not a curated record